Cajanus cajan (pigeon pea) is the source of this 961-nucleotide messenger RNA. RefSeq lists its product as uncharacterized. NCBI's taxonomy places the organism in Eukaryota, Viridiplantae, Streptophyta, Magnoliopsida, Fabales, Fabaceae. The record is from RefSeq and is a predicted model, not a curated record.
UUGAUGAAAUAUAGAAACACAAGCAAGACAAACAAAAGGCAAUUGAUGGAAAUGUCCACCUUGCAAUCAAACCUUAACUACGAUAAUUGCCAGCCUAAAUUAGAAACAAUGGAGACCCCAGAAUCACACAUACUGCUUCUUCAUCUUCCUGGUUAUGCACAAGAAGAUAUAGGUGCUCAAUUUGAGUACGAUUAUAGAAGAGUUAGGGUUUUUGGUGGACGAGCACUUGGAGAUAACAGAUCAAUCCGCUUCAACAUUCUGUAUGCUGUUCCUUCGAAUUGUGAUGUGAAUAAGCUUAAGGGUACGUUCCAAGGAGAAAUUUAUAGUGUCAUAAUGCCAAAAGUAACUACAUCAAAAGAAAUCCAUGAUCAAAAUUCACCCAAAUCUUCACCACAAGCACCUCAAAAGAGUCAAAUGGAAAUAUGUGAGGAACCAAAAUCAACAAUUGAGAGUGAAAAAGAAGCUAAUGAGACUUCAACCGCACCAAAAGCCACAAAUGAUAUCGUGCCUCAAAAGGGUGAAGGAGUUUCACAAGAUGCCAAGAAUCAAGCAAAAGAAAAGUGUGCAUCAGGAAAACCACCCCCGAAAGGUAACAAGGAACAUGUCAUGGAUGAGACAAGUUUCAUCACAAAGUGUGAAGAGAAUGGUAAGGAUAAGGGCAAAGAAAAAGUGGAAAUGAAUAUUGGAUCAUCAAAAAGGAAAGGAAUAAAAGAGGUGGCUGCUUCUACUUCUCAUGUUGUUGCAAAAUUGGUAAAGGGAUUCAAUGAAGAAGAUAUGAUAGUGUUGUACACAAGUGCAACGGUUCUAGUGUUGGCUCUAGGUGUUUAUGCUUCUUACAAGUUUCGUUCCUUUAGCUAGACUAUAAAUAAUAUAAUGCAUCUCUCUUUCCUAUCAUAUGAUUUUGGCAUAUGAUUGUUUUCAACAUUUGUAAAACAAGCUGGCAAAUUUUAUAUCAUAAUCA